Daucus carota subsp. sativus is the source of this 1119-nucleotide messenger RNA. RefSeq names its product G-type lectin S-receptor-like serine/threonine-protein kinase SD2-5. Gene Ontology annotation, biological process: protein phosphorylation. Gene Ontology annotation, molecular function: protein kinase activity; ATP binding. NCBI's taxonomy places the organism in Eukaryota, Viridiplantae, Streptophyta, Magnoliopsida, Apiales, Apiaceae. The record is from RefSeq and is a predicted model, not a curated record.
AUGGAACAGCUGCAAAAAUCAAUGUACAAGAAACAGAAAAGUGCCUUGUUGGAGUUCCCUAAAGAAGUAGAAGAGGAUAAUUUCUUGAAAAACAUAUCCAGGAUGCCAAUACGUUUUAGUCACAAAGAUCUUCAAAUUGCUACCAACAACUUCACUACGAAACUAGGGAAAGGAGGUUUUGGCUCAGUUUAUGAAGGUGUUCUACCUGCUGGAACCCAAUUGGCUGUGAAACAAUUAGAAGGCCUUGGCCAAGGAAAGACAGAAUUCCAAGCUGAAGUUAGUAGUAUUGGUAGCAUUCAUCAUCUCCACCUGGUGAGGCUGAAAGGCUUUUGCACAGAAGGUGCCCACAGGCUCCUUGUUUAUGUAUACAAGGCAAAUGGUUCACUGGAAAGAUGGAUCCUUAAGGAAAACAAAGUUGAUUUCUUGGAUUGGGACACAAGAUAUGAUAUAAUUGCUUUAGGCACAGCCAACGGAUUAGCUUAUCUCCAGGAAGACUGUGAUGUAAAUGUGCACUGUGACACUAAGCCUGAAAAUGUGCUCCUAGAUGACAACUUUCUUGCAAAGGUUUCGGACUUUGGUCUUGCUAAGCUAAUAAGCCGAGAGCAGAGCCAUGUUUUCACAACACUACGGGGCACAAGGGGUUACCUUGCACCAGAGUGGAUCACAAACUAUGCAAUAUCAGACAAGUGUGAUGUCUAUAGUUAUGGAAUGGUAUUGCUUGAGAUCAUUGGUGGUAGAAAAAACUAUGAUACAUCUGAAACAGAAGAAAAAUGCCAUUUUCCUUCAUACGCUUUUAAGAUGAUGGAGCAAGGUAAACUGAAGGACAUUCUUGAUGUGAAACUACAAAUUGCAGAAGAUGAUGAAAGGGUGUCCAUAGCAAUUAAGGUAGGUCUUCGGUGUUUACAAUAUGACAUGCACCUUAGACCAUCAAUGACAAAAGUAGUCCAGAUGCUUGAACAAGUAUCUCCUGUUCCUCCACCUCCAUCUUCUCAGCAGAUGAACUCACAUAUCUAUUUGAGUUCCUUCAAAUCAACGAGUGAGCACAGUACUUCUUUAGAGCCAUUAAAUCUCAAUAGUUGUGCUGAUUUUUCAGCAGUAAGGCUUUCAGGACCAAGAUAG